CAGCCAGUCAGCCUAACCAAUAAGGCCAAAACCCGGCAUUGCAGCACAGUUUGUUUCAAUCCAUAAACCACUAAAAUUACCACACCUAAACCCAAAAAAUUGGCCCACAAAAUGCAGAUAGCAUAAUUACCACAUUAUCCUCAUUUUCGCCGUUUUACCGGCGUUUAGCAACCGGAACCCUCAUCGUCUCUACUCUCUGGCUUUCUUCUCUUCUUCUUCUUCUUCUUCCUAAUUGUUGUUCUCGAUUCAAUUCCCAUCCGACGUCGUUUCAAUUUUGUCGACCUUUUUCCACUAUUACAAAAAAAACUUGCAGCAUCUCCAUGCUCAAUGUCUAUUUCUACACUAACUCCCAAUAUCUCCACUCAACUCCAUUCACUCUUUUCUCAUCAAAAUUCAUUUAAAUUCAAAACAAAACAUCAAUUUCCUCCAAAAUCAGCUUCAAUUUUAACUCCAAAGGCUGCUCUUUCUGACCCAUUUGUACUCCAAAUUGCAGAAACUUUUGAAGAUGCUCUUUCAUCAUCUUCAAUUCCCUCAACUUUACAGAAAUUAAGGGAUUCGUCUUCUGAAUCUCUUCUAUCUUUAUCAUGGCCUUCAAGGAAAGAUGAACCUUUUAGAUUUACUGACACCUCAUUUAUUAAAUCCUCUGAAAUUCAACCUAUUACUAAACCACCUCAGGAUUUUGAUUUUUCUUCCAUUUUGGAAAAUACCCACGUCCCUAAUCUCACUAUAAUUGAUGGGUUUAUGCUGGAUUCUCUAUCGGAUUUGUCGGGUUUACCAGAAGGUGUGUUUGUGGGUAGUUUGUCAAAGUUAAAUUCUGAGGGUAUUUUGAAAAGGGUGUCUGAAUAUGUGGCUAAUUUUGAAGGGGAUUUGUUUUGGUCACUCAAUGGGGUAGGUGCACCUGAUUUGAUUAUUGUUUAUGUGCCUGAAGGGUGUAGGGUUGAGAAUCCUUUGAAUUUUAGGUACUUUUCAAUGAAAGGAAGUGAUUUAGGGUCAAAGAAGUUGCCGGUUUCGAAUCCGAGGGUGUUGGUGUUGGUGGAGAAAGGCGGAGAAGUGAGUAUAGUUGAGGAGUUUGUGAGUGAUGAUGAUAAUAAGUGUUAUUGGACUAAUUCUGUUGUUGAGUUGAUCAUUGGUGAAGGAGCAACUGUAAACCAUUCUUAUGUUCAAACACAAUCUUUGGGAGCUGCCCAUAUUAAGUGGACUUCAAUUAGGCAGGAAUCGGCUAGCACCUAUAAGCUUGUAGAGUUUAGUUCUGGUGGGAAAUUGAGCCGACACAAUCUCCAUGUUCAGCAAGUCGGCCCAGAUACAGUUACAGAAUUAUCAACAUUGCAUCUAUCUAUCAAUGAUCAGACACAGGAUUUGCAUAGCAGUUUGGUUUUAGAUCACCCACGUGGUUAUACAAACCAACUUCACAAGUGCAUUGUGGCUCAUCCACAUGGUCAAGCUGUAUUUGAUGGGAAUGUAAAAGUACUUAGAAACGCUCAGCAAACAGAUGCAGGGCAACUGACUAGGAGUCUCCUGCUUGUACCUCAGGCAACAGUAAAUGUGAAACCCAAUCUUCAAAUUAUAGCAGAUGAUGUCAAGUGUUCUCAUGGAGCUGCUAUAAGUGACCUAGAAGAUGAUCAGCUCUUCUAUUUCCAGGCUCGGGGCAUUGAUUUAGAAACUGCUAGAAGGGCGCUUAUUUUCUCCUUCGGUGCCGAGGUUAUUGACCAAAUUCCUUUCGCUCAUGUCAGGGAAAAGACCAAGAGUCGCAUCACUGAGUUACUCGAUCCUACAAAAAUAAAGUCUUCUGCGUGACGACUUAUGGUGUAAUUAGACGCCAAAAAUAAUUUUUGACAUUGUAAAUGUUGAUCAUAUCAAUUGUCUUUCUGAAAUUUAUUUAAAGAUUGGUAAUACCAAUUUUAAUUUUAACAAUAAUUUAGCUUCUUCAUAUGUAAUCCGCUUGUGAUUUUUAUGAGCAAUAUAUGAUGUUGUAUCA
Molecule: messenger RNA, 1975 nt
Organism: Amaranthus tricolor (Joseph's coat)
Lineage: Eukaryota; Viridiplantae; Streptophyta; Magnoliopsida; Caryophyllales; Amaranthaceae
Product: protein ABCI7, chloroplastic
Exons: 3
Coding region: 328-1794 (488 amino acids)
Biological process (GO): iron-sulfur cluster assembly
Source: RefSeq, a predicted model, not a curated record